CACUUCAAUACGGGGACGAUAUCCUCGAAGCAACGGACCUCACUCGAGACAUCAACACGCCCCGCCUCAAGCUUGAGAAGCCACUCCUUCGAAAUACACCUUCACGGCGACUCCUAAAGACUUACUUACAUACAUGUGUACCGGCCAAGAUGGCCCGCGUUUAGAGAGAAGAAGAGCAGAGCAAGAUGUCGCAGCCAGCCCAUGAUGCACUAGCCCGCAUCGUGAACGACUUGCGCUCACGAAACAGCGAUGAGACUAGAAAGCGUGCGGCGGCGGAGUUGAGAGAGUUGGUAGCUGUGACAUACAGAGACCUUCCUAAUGAGCGGUUCACAGAAUUUUACAGCGUGGUUAAUAGCAGGGUCAACCAACUCAUCACUCACGCGAGCGACCCAGCAGACAAGAUAGGAGGAAUCCAUGCGCUAGAUGCGCUGAUCGACUUUGACGGCACAGACAAUGGCACAAAGACUACGCGAUUUACGCAGUCCCUACGGACGGUGUUGAGAGGCAAGGACUUGGUUCCCAUGCAACCUGCCGCGGCAGCUCUAGGAAAGAUAUGCAGACCUGGAGGAGCGCUGAUCUCAGAACUGGUGGAAAGUGAAGUGAAGACCGCACUCGAAUGGCUACAGUCUGAUCGUGUGGAGGAACGACGAUACAGUGCUGUACUUGUCCUGCGCGAAUUGGCUCGAAAUGCCCCGACGUUGAUGUAUGCGUUUGUGGGGCUCAUCUUCGAUCAGAUAUGGGUCGGCUUAAGGGAUAUCAGACUCCUAAUUAGACAGACAGCGUCAGAGGCUAUCAGUGCCUGCUUUCAGAUCAUCAGAGAAAGAGAUCAGGCUAUACGACAGACAUGGCAAGCGAAGAUCUACGACGAGGCUGUUCAGGGCGUCCGACAAGGCUCGCUAGAAUAUAUCCAUGGCUCUUUGCUGGUCAUCAAAGACCUGCUUCAACAAGGAGGAAUGUUUAUGCAUGAGCACUACCAAGAGGCAUGCGAGAUUGUUUUCCGACAAAAAGAUCACCGCGACGUGCAGGUUCGGAAGACGGUUGUGCUCUUGAUCCCUGAGUUGGCAAACUACUCUCCAACCGAGUUUGCUCAGAGUUACUUACACAAGUUUAUGGUGUUCUUGUCUGGUAUGUUGAAGAAGGAUAAAGAUCGGAAUGACGCAUUCUUGGCGAUUGGGAAUAUUGCCAAUGCGGUCAAGAGCGCUAUUGCACCUUACUUAGAUGGUGUUUUGAUAUAUGUCCGUGAGGGAUUGAGUCUGAAAUCGAGACGAAGUGGCACAGUUGAUCCUGUAUUUGACUGUAUUAGCCGACUCGCAGUAGCAGUUGGCCAGACUUUGAGCAAGUAUAUGGAGGCACUCCUGGACCCCAUAUUUGCUUGCGAGCUUACACCUAAACUUACCCAAGCCUUGGUUGACAUGGCAUUCUACAUUCCUCCCGUCAAAUCCACCAUUCAGGAGCGAUUACUGGAUAUGUUGAGCAAAGUCCUCUGUGGCGAACCCUUCAAGCCUCUUGGAGCACCCACACCAAAUAGAAUCGCUGCCGCGCCAACAGUGCCCAAAGACUCGAAGGAUCCGCUUGCAUUCGAGCACCGCCAAACCGAAAUCAAGCUCGCCUUGAACACCCUGGGAAGUUUCGACUUUUCUGGCCAUGUUCUGAAUGAGUUCGUUCGGGAUGUUGCGAUCAAAUACGUCGAAGAUGACAAUGCUGAGAUCAGAGAAGCAGCGGCGUUAACCUGCUGCCAACUAUACGUUCGAGAUCCGAUCGUCAACCAAACAAGCUACCAUGCCAUCCAGGUCGUGAGCGAGGUCAUCGAGAAGCUUCUCACUGUAGGAGUGGCUGAUCCUGAUCCCAACAUUCGCCGAACUGUCCUUGCGGCUUUGGACGAGCGGUUCGACAGACAUUUGGCAAAGGCAGAGAAUAUCCGCACACUGUUUUUUGCACUGAACGAUGAGGUUUUCAGCAUUAGAGAAGUGGCAAUUGCGAUCAUUGGUCGCUUGACACAUGUCAAUCCCGCCUACGUUAUUCCUUCUCUCCGAAAGGUGCUCAUUCAGAUGCUCACUGAGCUUGAGUUUUCAGACGUUGCAAGAAACAAGGAGGAGAGCGCGAAGCUACUGAGUCUUCUUGUUCAGAACUCGCAACGCUUGAUUAAGCCAUACGUCGAUCCCAUGAUCACCGUUUUGCUUCCUAAAGCUUCGGACCCCAAUCCAGCUGUUGCAGGCACGAUUCUUAAGGCCAUUGGUGACCUCGCAACCGUUGGUGGAGAGGACAUGAUUCCAUACCUUGGCCAACUCAUGCCGAUUAUCAUUGAUGCGCUACAAGACCAGAGCUCUGUCAUCAAGCGAGAAUCUGCUCUGAGGACUUUGGGACAGCUGGCAAGCAACUCUGGUUAUGUUAUCAAGCCAUAUAUGGAUUAUCCACCACUUCUCGAGAUUCUCCAGACUAUCAUCAGAUCCGAGCCUCAUCGAGGUCCUCUUCGCCAAGAAACUAUUAAGCUGAUGGGUAUUCUCGGAGCUUUAGAUCCAUAUAAAAAUCAGCAGGUCGAAGAGAAAUCGCCGGAAACUCAAUUGCGCCUGGAAUCGACUCAGAUGACUGAUAUCUCACUCAUGAUGACCGGACUAACACCAUCGAAUAAGGAAUACUUUCCGACGGUCGUGAUCAAUGCUUUACUGCAGAUUCUUAAGGAUCAGUCUCUUUCGCAGCACCACGCAUUGGUGGUUGAAGCCAUCAUGAACAUAUUCCGCACAUUGCAACUGGAGUGUGUUACCUUCCUCGAUAAAGUCAUCCCGGCUUUCAUUGGCGUUAUUAGAAGCGCCUCGCCAUCUCGCCUGGAGUCGUACUUCAGUCAGUUGAGCAUUCUGGUCACAAUUGUUCGACAGCACAUUCGAAACUUCUUGCCCGAGAUCGUCGCUCUACUACAGGAGUUCUGGGAGAAGAGCCCAACCCUCCAAGCCAACAUACUCCAACUCGUGGAAGCGAUCUCACGCUCGUUAGAAGGAGAGUUCAAGAUCUAUCUUGCUGGCAUUCUGCCGCUCAUGCUUGGUAUCCUGCAAAAAGACACGUCCACACGCCGUCUCCCUUCUGAGCGAGUCUUGCACGCAUUCCUCGUGUUUGGACCCAGUUCUGAGGAGUAUAUGCAUUUGAUAGUUCCUGUCGUUGUUGGUGUGUUUGAAAAGGCUCAACAGCCUGCUUUCAUCCGCAAAUCAGCGAUCGAGACGAUCGGCAAGAUUUCUAGACAGGUCAAUCUCAACGACUUUGCUUCGAAAAUCAUCCAUCCUCUUGCGAGAGUACUCAACGGCAACGAUAUCACUCUGAGAUUAGCUGCCUUAGACACACUGUGUGCCUUGAUCUUCCAGCUCGGCAAAGACUAUCUCCAUUUUGUUGGAACCAUUAACAAAGUGCUCGCCGCAAACCAAAUAUCACAUCAGAACUAUGAACUUCUGGUCAGUAAGCUUCAGAAGGGAGAAGUCUUGCCCCAAGAUCUCAACGCGGAUGAUCGAUUCCGUAGUUCGGUCGAUGAGACAUCUUCGUCGGAAGUACAGAAUAAGAAACUCGACUCGAAUGCUUCCCAUCUGAAGGCUGCCUGGGACGCGACCGGCAAGUCAACCAAGGAGGAUUGGCACGAGUGGAUGCGUAGAUUCAGUGUUACAGUCUUGACAGAAUCUCCAAAUCAAGCUCUUCGAGCCUGUGCUGCUCUAGCGGCCAUCUACCCACCCUUGGCUCGAGAACUGUUCAACUCGGCAUUUGUGUCUUGCUGGGGCGAUCUGUUUGAACCGUAUCAGGAUGAUCUAAUCCAGAACAUCGAGACGGCCAUUCGCUCGCCUCAUGUUACACCUGAUCUACUCGGUAUCCUACUCAACCUUGCCGAGUUCAUGGAGCACGAUGAUAAGGCUCUCCCUAUCGAUAUUCGGGUGCUCGGUCGCGAGGCUGGCAGAUGUCAUGCUUGGGCAAAGGCACUACAUUACAAGGAGCUCGAAUUCCUUCAAGACCAGUCCAGUGGCGCUGUAGAAGCGCUCAUCCAGAUCAACAACCAGCUGCAACAAUACGACGCUGCUAUUGGUAUUCUGCGAAAGGCUCAGCUGUACAAGGAUGGCAUCCAGUUACGAGAGACUUGGUUCGAGAAGCUUGAGCGAUGGGAGGAGGCACUUGAGUUCUAUCAGAAGCGUGAGCAAGAAUUCCCUGAACAGGCCGACAGCUUCGAUGUCAUCAUGGGAAAGAUGAGAUGUUUGCACGCUCUGGGCGAAUGGGACUCGCUCUCAGCACUUGCACAAGAUAAGUGGCACACAUCUGGUCUGGAAAUCCGCCGAGCCGUUGCUCCUCUCGCUACUGCAGCUGCAUGGGGUCUAGGACAGUGGGAUCUGAUGGACGACUAUUUGAGCGUCAUGAAAGCCAACACACCAGAUCGCUCAUUCUUUGGGGCCAUUCUUGCUCUUCACCGCAACCAGUUCCGAGAGACUGCCAUGUACGUGCAAAAGGCCAGAGAGGGUCUCGAUACCGAGUUGAGUGCCUUGGUGAGCGAGUCCUACAACCGAGCCUACACUGUCGUUGUUCGUGUGCAGAUGUUAGCAGAGUUGGAGGAACUUGUCGUCUAUAAACAGAGCACUGGCAAUCCGGCGAAACAAGAGGUCAUGCGACAGACUUGGGAGAAGCGUCUUCUUGGUUGUCAAAGAAAUGUCGAAGUCUGGCAGAGAAUGUUAAAGUUGCGUGCUUUGGUCAUCUCCCCAACCGAAAAUAUGCCGAUGAUGAUCAAAUUCUCUAAUCUUUGCAGAAAGUCGGGUCGGAUGGGUCUUGCAGAGAAGCAUCUGCAGAUGCUACUUGGUAGCGACGAGAGUUUGGACAAUCUGCUUCCUUACACCCCUCAGAAUGGGCAGAAUGGCGAUCUAGUCCGCAAUGGUGAUCGACCAUUGAGGGUGGUACCACCUCCUGUGCAAUAUGCUGUUCUCAAAUACCACUGGGCUGCUGGCAAGCAAGAUGCCGCUCUGGAUGCUCUCAAGAGCUUUACCGCAGAUCUUGCGGAGAGACUCCAGAUGGUUGAAGCCGCUGCACAGGGUGUGAACGGCAUCGACAUAAACAGCCUGAGUUUGAACGGCGGAGCGCCACUCCAAGCCAAUAACAGCUAUAUGACCAAUGGCAUGAGUCCACCACAGCCUCACAACCCAGCUCUAAUAUCCAAGCAUAUUGCAGAUCACACAAAGUUACUUGCUCGAUGCUGCCUUAAGCAGGGCGAGUGGCAGGUUGCACAAAAGAAAGGCGACUGGAAACAUGACCGUGUUCAUGAUAUUUUGACUUCCUAUCGCGCCGCUACUCACUACAAUCCAACUUGGUACAAGGCGUGGCAUGCUUGGGCUUUGGCGAACUUCGAGAUUGUCCAGGGUCUAGGUCACCGAACUGACAGAGACCGCGAUAUGGUUGUACCUCCCGAUGUGCUCGUUAACUACGUGGUACCUGCUGUCCGUGGCUUCUUCAAGUCUAUCGCAUUGUCUAAGGGAAGCUCACUGCAAGACACUCUUCGCCUUCUUACCUUAUGGUUUGCCCAUGGUGGAAGUCCAGAAGUCAACGCGGCUGUGACUGAAGGAUUUGCUUCUGUCAGUGUUGAUACCUGGUUGGAGGUCAUUCCUCAGCUCAUUGCCAGAAUCAAUCAACCAAACCAGCGUGUUCGACAAUCGAUCCACAACUUGCUCGCUGAUGUCGGUAGGGCUCAUCCACAGGCUCUCGUCUAUCCUUUGACUGUAGCAAUGAAGUCUGCGCCAAACACCCGAAGGUCCAGAUCAGCUAUGCAGAUUAUGGACAGUAUGCGUCAACACAGUGCCAGACUUGUUGAGCAAGCAGAUCUCGUCAGUCAUGAGCUCAUUCGUGUUGCGGUUCUGUGGCACGAGCUUUGGCACGAAGGUCUUGAGGAGGCUUCCCGCCUCUACUUCGGUGAUCGCAAUAUCGAAGGGAUGUUUGCUACUUUGGCGCCUCUGCAUGACAUGCUCGACCAAGGACCAGAGACUCUUCGUGAGAUCUCCUUUGCUCAGACAUUCGGUCGUGAUCUGCAAGAAGCACGCGAAUGGUGCUUUACAUACAGACAAUCUGGGGAUGUUGGCGAUAUUAACCAAGCUUGGGAUCUCUACUACCAAGUAUUCCGAAGAAUUGCCCGUCAAUUACCGCAACUUAACAACUUGGAGCUUGCCUAUGUCUCACCGAAGCUCUUAAGCGCUAGGGAUCUCGACUUGGCUGUGCCCGGAACGUACGUGAGUGGCAGACCCAUCACUCGUAUCAUCCAGUUCGACACCACCUUCACAGUCAUUUCGUCCAAGCAACGCCCUCGAAAGCUCAGUCUUCAAGGUAGCGAUGGUGUCGCAUAUGCUUUCGUUCUCAAGGGUCACGAGGAUAUUCGUCAAGAUGAACGCGUCAUGCAACUGUUUGGUCUCUGCAAUACCCUGAUGGUCAACGACACCGAGUCGUACAAGCGACAUCUGAACAUUCAACGAUACCCUGCUAUUCCUUUGUCGCAGAACUCUGGUCUUCUUGGCUGGGUGCCAAACAGUGAUACUCUACAUGUCCUCAUCCGCGAGUACAGAGAGUCUCGUAAGAUUCUUCUCAAUAUUGAGCACCGCAUUAUGCUUCAAAUGGCUCCCGAUUACGACAACCUCACUCUCAUGCAGAAGGUUGAGGUCUUUGGCUAUGCUCUUGACAAUACCACUGGUCAAGAUCUCUACAGAGUUCUCUGGCUGAAGAGCAAGAGUUCCGAAUCAUGGCUAGAGCGUCGUACAAACUACACUCGAUCCCUUGGAGUCAUGUCGAUGGUUGGAUAUAUCCUCGGUCUUGGUGAUAGACAUCCUUCCAACUUGAUGCUUGACAAAAUCACUGGCAAGAUCAUUCACAUCGAUUUCGGGGACUGUUUCGAGGUUGCUAUGCACCGCGAGAAGUAUCCUGAACGAGUGCCAUUCCGUCUGACGAGAAUGUUGACAUAUGCCAUGGAAGUCAGCAAUAUCGAAGGUAGUUUCAGAAUCACCUGCGAGAACGUUAUGAGAGUUUUGCGUGACAAUAAGGAGUCACUGAUGGCGGUUCUCGAAGCUUUCAUUCACGACCCACUUCUAAACUGGCGUCUUACCGGCGAUACAUCUCCAGCAGGACCUAAUUUCCCGUCUCAGCGUCGCGACUCGCUGAUGGCAGCAAACAACCGUCGACCAUCAAUGAUGGAAGCUGACAUGCCUCCCUCAGCACUGAUGGCUCAGGAUCCAACCGCAGCCCCUGGCGGUCCACCAGCACCUCGACCUCGAGCACGUACAAACUCGACAUCUCAAGGACCGGCUGGCAUGGAUGGCGUUGACGUGCAAGAGACGCAGAACGAGCGUGCCAUGCAGGUCUUGAACAGAGUGAAGGAGAAGCUCACUGGUCAUGAUUUCAAGCCCGACGAGGAGUUGACGUAUAUCCUGCAGGUAGACAAGCUGCUCAUUGAGGCUACGAAAUUGGAGAAUCUGUGCCAGCAUUACAUCGGAUGGUGUAGUUUCUGGUAGUGAGUAGGAGAAGUAUGGCAUAGAAGUGCAUAGAGGCACUUGGUUUGGUGAUACAUUUCCAUAAGGGUUUCUUGGAGUUGGCGUUUAGAAAUGAGCGAGCGAGCCUGUGAGGGAUCUCUUCCUUGCUUGCAUGAGGGUUGAUAUGGUUGGCGUCCGAAGUUUCCUUGCCUUUUUGAAAAUGCCCUUUUGCGUGCAUACACGGUGACUGGAUGGAUGGGUGGGUCGGGCAUGGAUGAGCAUGGGUGUGUUGUUUGUAAUACUUUUUGUAUAUGUAUGAAUGGGGCGCCGGCGUGCAGUUUACAUGGUUUAUGAACCGG
This is a messenger RNA of Cadophora gregata, 7813 nucleotides long. It is a transcript of the gene TOR1, whose product is annotated as phosphatidylinositol kinase- protein kinase tor1. The record is from RefSeq and is a predicted model, not a curated record. Bases 186 to 7496 code for a protein of 2436 amino acids. Gene Ontology annotation, molecular function: protein binding; protein serine/threonine kinase activity; protein-containing complex binding. The transcript has 5 exons. Lineage: Eukaryota; Fungi; Ascomycota; Leotiomycetes; Helotiales; Ploettnerulaceae. Gene Ontology annotation, biological process: protein phosphorylation; TOR signaling; negative regulation of macroautophagy. Gene Ontology annotation, cellular component: nucleus; TORC1 complex; TORC2 complex.